AUUUGAUUGUGUGGUGGCUAUAAAAAAUAGUCUGCACUUUGGAGGUUUUUGUUGUGUUUAAAAACUAAGAAUGCAUAAUUUAUUUUGUUUUGUUUUUUCAGUCAUGGCAUGAAAAAUGGCAUCAAUGGUCAAACAUGCGUUUAGAUCCUCUUAUCCUCUGUGAACAUAAUGAAGUACAAUACCGUGAAAUGGCAGUAGAACUUGCUAGUAGCAGCUUAGCAGCUUUAAAUUUAAGGAUAGAGGAGAGAUUAGAUACUAUAGACAGCAGGUGGUCAUCCCAUCUUAAAAACUAUGAUGCUGGUGUGUUUGAUGUACUUCGUGUUGCUCCAGAAGAUUUUGCUAGUCAGUUAACUUUGCAUGACCUUCCUGUGUUCAAGGACAUAAAAUCAGAGGAACUGAGCAGCUGUGGGUGGAACAGGCGGGACAAGCUUACUGUUGCACCAAAUAUUGUAGCCUUGACCAGAAGAUUCAAUCAUGUUACUUUUUGGACUGUAAAGGAAAUUCUGAGUGGACAGACACCGAAACAACGGGGAGAAAUACUGACACACUUUAUUAAAAUUGCCAAGAAACUUCAUGAGUUAAACAAUUUACACUCUGAGUUUGCCAUUGUUUCAGCCCUCCAAAGUGCUCCAAUAUUUAGACUAAAUAGAACAUGGAUGCAAGUCUCCAAAAAGGAUAGAAUGACCUUUGAAAAGUUAGCUGAAAUAUUUUCUGACAACAGCAACUUUGAAAAAUUACGAGAACAUAUGCUCAACUUAAAGUUACCUUGCAUUCCCUAUUUAGGUAUAUACUUGACAGACCUUGUAUACAUAGAUGUUGCAUACCCAGAAUUAGAGGGACUAAAGAACCAACAGCGUCAUAUGAAGAUGAAUAAUAUUCUUAAAAUAAUAUCUGACUCACAACAUUCUAAAUAUGACCAACUUCCAGUUCUUCCACAUAUUCAAAACUACUUAAUGUCUGUACAAUACAUAGAAGAACUACAAAAGUUUGUGGAAGAGGAUAACUACAAAGUUUCACUUAAAUUAGAACCACCUGAUGCUCGUUCCACUCUGAGUCGUUCUCGUGAAGACUUGCAUUUGUUGGAAAGAGAAAGAAGUCUUCAAGUUCCAGGGGUCAUGUUUCCUGGGUCAUCUGGUUCAAUGCCAGGUCAUGGUCAAGUGUGCUCCAAGUUUGUUCCUUGUCAUAGAAAAGCUCGUAGUUUAGGCACAAACAUAUUCAUGUCAUCAAGUUCCUGCGAACUCACAAGCCUCUCACCUACAACUACAUGUAAGUUAAGACAUCUUCUUGAUGAUAGUGUGAUAGAAAUCUCUCCUCCACUCUCAAGGACGUCGUCUUUAGGUCCAGAAUAUGGUGAAAUUAAUAAUGGUUUGGAACACUUUGAUGAAUGCUCAGACUAUUUCCUUCCAAUGACUCAUUCUAGUGGAUCAGGUGAAAUCUCCCAAGAAAUCUUGGAUGGGCAGGUAAGAUUCCAAGGUUGUCUGAAACGCAAAACAUUGCUCAAAGAAGGCAAGAAACCAGCUGUUUCAUCAUGGAUGAGGUAUUGGGUAAGCUUGUGGGGCACAUCUUUAAUUUAUUUUUCUCCAAAAACCCUGAGAGGACAUGAGAGAGCAGAUUUCAAAACUACUUCUAACAAAAUGGCUUCUAUUGUGGGCUGGAUGGUUGUUUGGAGUGAAAAUCCUAAUCAGUCUGACACCUUCCAGUUAAGUGAUCCAUUGAAAGGAAAUGUGUACAAGUUUCGAGCUGCUACCCAAGCCAAAGUUCUUGAGUGGUGCCAUCACCUUCAGGAAGCCAUGAGACAAUAUCAACAGCAACCUCCAGCAAAUUUGAUGACAUUUGAAUAAAAAAGUGAAAGACUGGGACAAAGAUUUAUCACAGUGCAGCCCUUGGAUCUCCAGUGGAUAUGUUAUAAGGAACACCACUACAACUCAAUCGUAAGAAGUGAUGUAUUCGACGGAAAAAUCCAAGAUUUGAAAAAUGUGUAUAACAGAAGAAAGAAACAGUUUUUGUCAUGUAUCUUUCUUUCUUGUUAAAGCACAACACAAACAACCAAAGUAAAUUAUGUGCUGAGAGUGAGAGUAUCAUAGGGGAGUGUGACUACAUUAAAGACUGGAAAACCACAUUAAUAUUGAAGUUAAGUUACUACUAAAAGUAAUUUUGUAGAGUCAGAAACCAAACAUUUGGGGUAGAUAUACAACCAUCAUAAAUAUGUUGCUUUGAUCUUUAUCAUGUUAAUUUUCUCUGUCUUUUUUUGUAUUCAACUUCAUUCCAAAAAAAAAACUUAAUAAUUAAAAAAUAUAAAGUGGAAUUAACUGCAGGAAAUUAUAUAAAGCUAGAAAAGUCAUUUAAUGUACAUGUUUUUCUAUUCUGCCCUUUCAUUUGUAAGCACUUUCACCUUUUCAACUCCUUAAGUUCUCUUAACUACAUUUGUCAUUGUGAAUUGCAUUUUUCUACCUAUAGCACCUUUUUUUGACUAGUUAUUGUCCAAAUUUGGAUCACUCAUACCUUGAACUAGCUACAUUUGUGAAAAAUGAGAGAAGUGAGAAAUAUGCUCUACAACUUGGAAAACUAAAAUACCAUUUUCAUAUAUUAGCAAUGGGUAAUUUUUCCAAGUGAGUUAACUCUUUUUUUCAAUGGUCUCAAACAAUUUCUUUAUAUCUAAGAAGAUAUUAAGGAGAUUUUGGAAUUUUAAAUUCCAUCUUAUAUACACACUACUACCUGAAGCUCAAAAAAAUGUCAUCAAAGUGCCUAGGGCUAAAAUGUUUUUGACAAAUACACUAAAUGUAUUCAGAAAACUAACAAGAGUUCUCAAAUUAUUCUCUGUUUAGGCAAAAAAGCAAUAACGUUAUCUUGUUAGAAAUAUCAUUGAUUGUUUUAGUGUUAAUGGAAUUCUCUUGAUGGACUUGUGAAUCUGCAAAAAAGAGAUGUUCUUAUGUGGAAAACAUAAACCAUUAUACACGAAGAAUAUCAAAGGCUAAUGAAAUUUUAGUCAGUUUGGUUUUUAAAUAAAUUAGUUAUGAAUUGUUAAAUUUCACAUUGAUAAAUGUGUGCUUUAUUUUAUGCAAUAAAAACUUAAAUUAAUGAUUAACAAAUUUUUGUGACAUAAUUGUUUAAGUUGUUUUUUUUUAAAGUGUACUAGGAUGAGCCUAUGGACAUAAAAAUAAAAAUUAUUCUUAUUUGCUUACUAGAGAAGAUGAGUGGAACCAUUCAUAGUUUGUUAUUUGAUUCCUUCUGUGAGUUAAAAUAAUUAACAAAACUCAAAAUAGCCACAUGUUUUUAAUGUAGAGCAAUUAAUUCAAGUUACAUUAUCCUAAUACCACUACAUGUUUCUGCUCUCAAAAAGAAAGGCAGAGGUCAGUACGUGCCUUAGUCGGCAGAUAUUGCUAUAGAAAUGUGGCAUUAUAGAAGUCCAAAAACUGAAAUAAAAAUAAAUCUAUGCCUUAAAAUUUGCUUGUUGGCAGUUGUUAGUGUAAUAGCCUAAUGCCAUUCAAGUGUAAAUAUAGAUGUUGCCAGUUUGUGUCUUAAGAUUAUUUUGUUCACUGACAUAAUGCCAUUCAAUUGGGAUAAGAUAUCCAUUUAUUAUUCAAGUUUUCUUUACUGACAGUGAUGCCAAUAAAUAGAAUUAAAAGGGGAAAAAAAAAGACUGUUUUAAAUAUUUCUUUGUAGGCAGUUAGUGUUAGUUCAAUGUGAUGCCAAUUAAGACAUCACAAUAUUUGUAUUGUUUUGGCAUUUUGGAUAAUUUGUUUCAAACUUGUACUUAAAAAUUAUUGAAACAGUUAUUUUCAGUAUUUUUUAUUGUUGUUUAUAAUUUUUUAGGAUACAAAAAUAACAAUUUUUAAAAAUAUUAUGAGUGACUCUAAGUGCAAAAAAUCUGUAGUCAAAUUCUACAUUUUGUAAUUAAAACAUUUAGGAGAUUAGAUUAGUGUGUAAAGUGUUUUGUAAAUGGGAAAUGCUCAGUUAUCUUGGAUUUGACAAACAUAAUACAUAAAUGUUAGUUUCUUUACUUUUUAACUGGCUUUCAGUUGACACCUCUUGAAAGUUUUUUUUUGUGUUGCAAUAAGAUCUUGUUUGGUAAAUUACGGUUGAGAAACCUGCUUUGAAAUAAAUGCGUAACAAAACAAAAAUAAGGAGUUCCAGUAGUUUGAAUAAUCAUUAUUUGUGAUACAGUGUAAAAUUAUAUAUUAAACCAGUCCAAUAUGGGUUAAUUUUUGUAUUAAAGGCUUGUGUACAUGUCACUCAGCCAACUUAAAAUCUUUCUACUUAUGUGUUUCCUAUGAAGUAAUCAAUGAACUUGGAAAUAUGGUUAAAAACUUGAAUGGUUGUAAUACUCGUAGUUCAUAAUGUAAACUAUGCCAACGUUUGUUUGUACGUAUGUCUGUGAAGACUGCUGAACAACUGGUUCAUUCUUAUCUUUCUUCCUGAAAUAACACAGCAACUGUUUAAUUGUUUUUGAUUAUGUCAAAUCAAAGAAAUUGUAUAAUGAGUCAAGUAACUAGCUGUUUUUAUGUACUGUGUGUAUACACAUACAAACUGUUUAUUAUAUGUAACAUUAACAACGGUUUUGCUUCCUAUGGCAACACAUCAUCAAUAAAAUAUAAAUAUAUUGAAAGACAUAUAAUUUAUACUGUUUUAUACUUUAUACCUAAAACAUAGUAAAUAUCAUGUAUAUCCAUCGCAGUGAGAGGUUUUGCAAUAUAAUAGUUUCCUUAAGCCUAAAAACCUCACUGUGGCUUAAUUUAACUUUAAAAUGGUACAACUGAAAUCCUAUUUAAAAGUAUUUUAACACCCUGAAUUAUUUGAGAAGAGGUAUAAAGCUUAUGAUGUAAAGUUAAUCUUAUAAACUUGAAAACGUUAUAGUGAAAUAGAAAAGUGUGUUGUCAGUGUAAACUGGUUAGGUCCAGAUUGUAUUAAUUUAGGGGUGUUCAAAAUAAUGUUUAGAUUACUUAUUUUUUUAAGUGCAAAGGAUUUAAAAUUGUUGUAUUCAAGACUAACUGUGUAAUUCCUCACAAAAGGUUUACCUGUAUAUUUCCAUUAAAGGAACUUUUGAAUAAGAUA
Messenger RNA from Limulus polyphemus (Atlantic horseshoe crab), 5052 nucleotides. RefSeq names its product ras-specific guanine nucleotide-releasing factor RalGPS2-like. Gene Ontology annotation, molecular function: guanyl-nucleotide exchange factor activity. Gene Ontology annotation, cellular component: plasma membrane. The coding region runs from base 135 to 1841 and encodes 568 amino acids. Gene Ontology annotation, biological process: Ras protein signal transduction; positive regulation of GTPase activity. The record is from RefSeq and is a predicted model, not a curated record. The transcript is spliced from 16 exons. Lineage: Eukaryota; Metazoa; Arthropoda; Merostomata; Xiphosura; Limulidae.